AAAAAAAAAAAAAAAAGAAAAACCAAUUACAACAACCACAAUGCCAUCACCCCCAGUCUACCCCGUCCUCCCCCGCGCCGACAUCCUAGCCCAACUCCCACCCGAAUAUCCCACCGACGCACAAGACCAAAUCACAAACUUCCUCUCAACAUUCUCCCAAAACCGCCUCGUCGUUCUCGACGACGACCCAACCGGAACCCAAACCUGCCACGACAUCUCCGUCCUCGCCGUCUGGGACAUCAACACCCUCGUCGAAGAAUUCCAGCGCUCCUCCCGGGGUUUCUUCAUCCUAACUAACUCCCGCGCGCUUCCGCCCACAGAAGCAGAAAAUAUAAUCUACGAGAUCUGUCAGACUGUAGCGCAAGCUGCUAAAGCAACCGAACAAAGUGUCGACAUCGUCCUCCGCAGCGAUAGCACGCUACGGGGCCACUUCCCGCUCGAGGCGGACGUUGCACAGACUGUAUUCGGGGAGGCGGAUGCGUGGGUCCUAGCGCCGUUUUUCUAUCAGGGAGGACGGUUCACGAUAAGCGAUGUGCAUUAUGUUGCGGAGGGGGAGAGGCUGGUUCCUGCUGGAGGGACGCAGUUUGCGAAAGAUGCGAUGUUUGGGUAUGAGAGUUCGAACUUGAGGGAUUAUGUUAUGGAGAAGGCGCCGGGGCGGUUUAAGUCGGAGCAGCUGCAUUCUGUUUCUAUUGGGGAUAUAAGGAAUGGAGGGCCGGAGGGGGUUUGUGAGAAACUUUUCGGGAUCUCUGGGGGAGGAGUGGUUAUUGUUAAUGCGGCUGCGGAGUCGGAUAUGCAUGUUUUUGUGGCUGGGUUGUUGCUAGCCGAAGCAAAGGGAAAGCAUUUCCUCUACCGCACAGGCGCGGCGUUCGUAUCCUCCCGCCUGGGAAUCCGUGCCAAGGCCCCCAUUACAGCAAGCGAACUACACCUCCCCUCGCCCAGACGGACAGGUGGACUGAUACUCGUCGGCUCCUACGUCCCCAAGACAACCACGCAGGUGGACACAUUGAUAAACCGCAGCAAGGAGAACAACAAGGACUUAGCCAUCAUCGAGAUCAAGGUGGAAGAGCUUCUUGAAUCGCAUGAAUCCGCCCUCCGCACGAUCCAAAACAUCGUCAAAGAGACUGAACAAUAUCUCCAAUCCGGAAAAGAUACAUUGGUCAUGACGAGCCGGAAGCUUGUAACUGGCGACGACAAACUCUCUUCGCUGGCCAUCGGCACGACUGUCGCGGAAGCAGUCGUGAGAGUCCUGCAGGGAAUUGAAGUACGGCCGCGGUAUAUUAUCGCAAAGGGCGGAAUCACCUCAUCCGACGCCGCUACCAAGGGCCUUAAUAUCAAACGUGCGCUGGUUGUUGGACAGGCUGCGCCGGGUGUACCGCUUUGGCGAUGCGAUGAGCGUUCGUCUAGACACCGAGGUUCUCCGUUUGUGGUCUUUCCGGGGAAUGUGGGCAGUGAGUCGACGUUGUAUGAGUUGAUGGAGGCGUGGCGUUAGGGCUUUUGCCUUGAUGUACGUUUAUAGUGAGAAUAAUUACUGCUUCUAUACAAGAUAGUCAAUGUAGAGAUCUGU
This is a messenger RNA of Aspergillus glaucus CBS 516.65, 1564 nucleotides long. RefSeq lists its product as uncharacterized. The transcript has 3 exons. Bases 41 to 1489 code for a protein of 482 amino acids. The record is from RefSeq and is a predicted model, not a curated record. NCBI's taxonomy places the organism in Eukaryota, Fungi, Ascomycota, Eurotiomycetes, Eurotiales, Aspergillaceae.